Peromyscus maniculatus bairdii (prairie deer mouse) is the source of this 1783-nucleotide messenger RNA. RefSeq names its product cation channel sperm associated 4 (gene Catsper4). Gene Ontology annotation, molecular function: calcium-activated cation channel activity; voltage-gated calcium channel activity. NCBI's taxonomy places the organism in Eukaryota, Metazoa, Chordata, Mammalia, Rodentia, Cricetidae. Gene Ontology annotation, biological process: flagellated sperm motility; transmembrane transport; sperm capacitation. The record is from RefSeq and is a predicted model, not a curated record. Gene Ontology annotation, cellular component: membrane; CatSper complex; acrosomal vesicle.
UCUGUGAUCUCACCACAAGGGGAAGGGAGGCUGCCUGCAGCAAAGCUCUGAGGAAAAGGGAUCAGAGCUAAGAUGCCUGACAACCAAGAAUAGUGGAUGCAGAAACCGACAGUGUGAAACCCUCGGGCACUAUGAAAAACACCUAUGAAGGCAUGAGUCGGCAUGAGGAACAGGUGCUCAUCAACCGCAGGGACGUCGUGGAUAAGAAGGAUGCCUGGGACGUGCAAGAGUACAUCACUACACUGUGCGUCAAGCACUUGCUCCGACAUCCCGCCUUCCAGCUGCUGCUGGCCUUGCUGCUGGUGAUCAACGCCAUCACCAUCGCUAUUCGUACCAACUCUUACCUUGGUCAGAAACACUAUGAGUUCUUCUCAAUCAUAGACGACAUUGUGCUGACGAUUCUUAUGUGUGAGGUUCUCCUCGGCUGGAUCAAUGGCUUCUGCGUUUUCUGGAAGGACGGCUGGAACAUCCUCAACUUUGCAAUUGUCUUUGUCUUGUUCAUGGGGUUCUUCAUAAAGCAGCUUGACAUAGUUGCCAUCACCUACCCUCUCAGGGCACUUCGGCUGGUACAUGUGUGCAUGGCAGUGGAGCCCCUAGCCAAGAUCAUCAGGGUCAUCCUGCAGUCGGUGCCGGACUUGGCCAACGUUGUGGCCCUCAUCCUCUUCUUCAUGCUGGUCUUCUCUGUGUUUGGGGUCACACUCUUUGGUGCAUUCGUGCCCAAGCAUUUCCAGAACAUGGGGGUUGCCCUGUACACUCUCUUCAUCUGCAUCACCCAGGAUGGAUGGCUGGACAUCUACAGUGACUUCCAGAUGGAGGACAGGGAGAUCGCGAUGGAAGUCGGAGGCGCCAUCUACUUCGCUAUCUUCAUCACCAUCGGCGCGUUCAUCGGCCUCAACUUGUUUGUCGUCGUGGUGACCACAAACCUGGAACAGAUGAUGAAGAUUGGGGAGCAGGGGCAGCAGCGUCAGAUAACAUUUAGUGAGACAGGCAAAGAUGAAGAGGACUGGGCUGACGAUCUGCCACUGGUGCACUGUAUGGAGGCCCGCAAGGAGAUUUCUGGCCUCCCCCAGGAACCUCUGGUUGGGGGUCCCCUGUGCAACCUCACAGAAAAGACCUUCGAUAAUUUCUGCCUGGUGCUUGAGGCAAUACAGGAGAACCUGAUGGAAUACAAAGAGAUCCGGGAGGAGCUCAACACGAUCGUGGAGGAGGUGCGCUCCAUCCUUUACAACCAGGAGCAGGAAAAGGAGCUGUUACACAGGCACGCCUCCAAAGCCCUGUCCUUACAGAGCGGGUCCUCCUUAGACAUGCGUGAGGUGGCUACCCAGCAAGACUUGAUCUCUGCACUGGUCAGCAGGGAAAAGGUUCACGAUUCUAGCACAAACAUGCUUAGCAAACACAAGUUCAGCCUCUGAAGAGCAGAAUGGGCGCCAAGGGGGCCUGCACCCACCCAGGACCAGCUGCUGCAUCGCCCUGCAUCCCCGACUGGAGCCCAUUCCUCUCCCUUAUACCCGGGGGCAGAGGCCAGGGGCUCGGAUGGUGGCAGCAUCUGCAUGGCUUAUGCCUGUGAGCUUGAGGUCCAGAGGAGUCAGGAUGGAGGAUUCUGGAUGAGAAUGGAAGCCCCACAGCAAGGAUGAGCGCAGAAAGGGGUAGCCAGGCUUUGGCCCACCGGUGACCACCCUUGACCUCUGCUCCAGCUCCCGGAUGAGUCCUGGGUGGACCCCGGCACUGAAAAGAGCCAGGUCAGUAAGGCUGUGUGCACCAAAAAUAAAAUUUCGUGUUAUAA